Molecule: messenger RNA, 2313 nt
Organism: Ascoidea rubescens DSM 1968
Lineage: Eukaryota; Fungi; Ascomycota; Saccharomycetes; Ascoideales; Ascoideaceae
Product: Gti1/Pac2 family protein
Exons: 1
Coding region: 395-2140 (581 amino acids)
Molecular function (GO): DNA binding
Source: RefSeq, a predicted model, not a curated record
UUAACAAAAAUUAAGAAAAUGGUGGUAAUUCUAUUGUAACCUUACCAUUUUAAGCUUAAAUCGUGGUAGAAUUCUGUAUUGUUUCACUUGUGCAUAUUAAUUACCUUAGUGGCUUCUUAGCGGAUUCUUAGCUUUCUACCUAACUUUCCUUCUUGCCCUUUUUUCAUCUUCUUUCCAUCCUUUUUUUAGCUUUCUCUUCCCUCCUUCUAUUUUUUGUUUUUUACUUAAAUACUACCAGGCCCUCCAUUUUCCACUCUGCCUAUUUCCCCCCUUUCCUUUCUCCAUACUUUUGCGCUAUUGCUGUCUGUCUUGCUUUAAAAAUCUAUCCCACUGCCCACCAUUUUCCUUUUGUCUAUUCUCACCACCCACCCAUUGUGCUUUACCACCACCCAAAAUGGAGACUUAUCAUGGAAUGAUUUCUUCCACAAACGAUGCAAUCCUUCUAAUGGAAGCAACAAGGUUGUCCAUCUUGCCCAAGAUUACACGACGUUUAACUGAACAUGAAAGAAAAUCAAUCAAAUCUGGCUCCAUCUACAUCUGGGACGAAGAGGAAGCUGGCAUGAGACGUUGGACUGACGGAAGAUCUUGGUCUGCCUCAAGAGUCUCUGGCUGUUUCUUAAAUUACAAAGAAAUGGAGAGUAAUCUCACCUCAAAAAGCAACCCCCAGAACAACUCACACAGUCACUUGAGUAAUCUUAAUGGCCUUCAUAAUUUCAACAAUUUCAACAACUUCAAUAACAACAACAACUCUGCUUUUCAAUCUAACAUGCCCAUGUAUUCCUAUAAAAUUGAUGGCUUAAUUAAGCAAAGCUUUUCGUUAAACACAAAAGCUGGAAAAAAAUUGCAUUUAAUCGCCUAUUUGAAUAACAACAUUGAUAUCAAUAAUCACAACCUAAUGAUCCCAACAAAAGACCCAAAAUUACAAUCUAUUAAAAUCCCUGAUGAUAUUUAUCCCGAAGAAUACACAAAUCCUGAUUCCGAUAACAUCAACGACAUUUCUGAAUUUACUUCAGACAAUAACAAUAAUAAUACAAACUCAAAUACUAUCACUGAUGCAAACAAAAAUAUCAAUACAAAUAAUGAAGGUAAUGAUAAUGGUAAUGAUAGUGACAAUCAAAAUCAAAAUCAAAGAAAAACAGAAUCCAACAAUAACAAAACUCACUCUGAAGUAAAAUCAGAACUCAAGUCUGAAAAUCAAAUCUCAACAAUAAAUAAAAAUGUAUCUUCAAAUCUUUCUAAUUCUUCAAAAAGCUCUCCAAACAAUAACCAACCUCCAACUAUUACUCUCCCUUCUAUAAACGAUCAGUUUUCCUCAAAUUCUCCAAUAAAUUUGAUCAAUUCUCAUAACUAUAACCAACCUCUACCCCCACUCCAUCAGAUUAAAAGCACUGUUCCUACUUUGCCUCCAUUAAAUUAUAAUCAUCCCUACGAUAAUUUCUAUCUUCCGCAAAACUACACUAACAAUAAUAAUAACGCUAAUAUGACUUUUAUAAACAAUAACUAUCCUCCAUCAAUCCCUUCACCUCAUCUUAAUCAUAACUUUCCACCUCACCUGCAACCUCAAAAUAUUCCUCCUCCAAACCCACGUCAGCAUGAUUAUUAUAACAAUCGUAACCAAAAUUACAACAACACUCAUCACUAUCAUCAUCCAUCAGUUCCUCCAUCAGCUCCACCAUAUUAUAACCAAAAUUCACAAAUACCCCCAGGCUAUAAUAGGAAUUAUAAUUACAAUUACGAUUAUGAUUACUAUAACAUGCAAAACCAAAGACCUUAUGAUCCAAUGUAUGAUCAAUACAGCUCAUAUCUGCAAAAUUUACCUCCUCAAGCUCAACAUUUUUACAACAGAGGUCCUCAAUAUCACUCCUCCCAAAAUUUUAAUCAAAUUAACAAGCCUUCUCCAAUUAUAUAUCCUCCUCCACCACCUUCACCUUCACCCAACUAUCCUAUUUCUUCAAAUUCUAGGCAAUUUACCUCUCCGUUGCCUCCAGCAAACCCUCCACAUUAUUAUCAAAAUCAAAAUAAUUACGAUCAGUAUCCUUAUCCACCAAUCUCAAAACCACCAAUACCUCCAAGCAAACAUGUUAGAAACGAUUUCGAUAAUCAGCUAUUGGGUGCUUUAAAUAAAUCAUCUUUCAAAUAAUUAAUUUACCCUUUGUGUUUUUUUUUCAAUUUAUUUUUAACUCUUUUAUUAUGUAGUAUAAUUGAAUUUUCAUUCAUUCAUAUUUUUAGUCCUAGUCUUACAUUCUUGAGUUUUUACAUUUCAAAAAGAAAGCAAUUCUUUGGAAUUCUAUCAAUUUACGAUGUUUACAACAA